This is a messenger RNA of Aspergillus sclerotioniger CBS 115572, 808 nucleotides long. RefSeq lists its product as uncharacterized. Lineage: Eukaryota; Fungi; Ascomycota; Eurotiomycetes; Eurotiales; Aspergillaceae. The transcript has a single exon. Bases 240 to 698 code for a protein of 152 amino acids. The record is from RefSeq and is a predicted model, not a curated record.
CCAAUGCACGGCAUAGUGAGCUGUCCGCAUGGUCGGUCACAGGAUAUUGACUACAACAUAGUCAAGCUGCGAGGGGCAGUUGUAGCAUAGCAGCGGUAGAUCAGCUGCUAGGUACCUCCGCUAGCUGUCUAGCAAGGAAUGGACAGGUUGAGGUCACUGCAGGGGCAAUGUAACUUUGCUUUUUCACAGCCUUCUACGGAGGGUUCCAUGGGGUCGGUGAGACAGCAGAUAAUGGAGGGAUGGGUGACAGUAACACCACAGACUCCGCCGAUAAGUGUUCUGAUACCAGCUGCUGGGAUCGAUGCGCGCAAGACGGUCGGCGGGGAGCUGAACCCACCCAAUCUGAGCCAAUCACACGCCCGGCUUAUCCAAUCCUAGAAGCACGUCUGCCACCAACCCCGAUUCCGACGGUAGCAGUACAACCACGCACUAAGUACCAGAUAGUACUAGGAUGCCAGUGGCGGGGGGGGAAGCAAGCAAGGAGACACAACCACUGCAGGACAUGUGUAUCUAGAAGUUCCAGCCGGUUGAGACUGGGGAUACGGUGCUGGGUUUCUGUCAAUCUAUUGACGUUGAUACAAGGGGUGCACGAUAAUCCAUGCAGGGGAAAAUAUGAUAUCACCUCCCGGGGGCCCUUAAACCACACGGAGGCGUCGGAUCGACUGGACAUGGUGAUGCCGCUAGUGGAGGCUUCAUGAGAGGAUGGAUUAAGGAAUAGUCUUUCGCUAAUUUCUGAACUGUCAAUCUAUGCAUCUUGACUGUCGAUACUCCGUAAACCUCGGAUGUACAUAGUGACACUGACAGUCUG